AUGGCUCAUACACAGUCUGAUGAAACCUCCUCUACCUCUAAAUCUAUUCCCACUGUUCCGAUUCAGUCUAAGCCCACAUACAUGGUCAAAGCUAUUCAUGGUCAAACUCUUAUAGCUUUUAAUGUUGCAUCUCAAGCACCAUUGAAACUAACAGACUCAACAUAUUUUCCCUGGCAUGCACAAUUCGAUUCUCUCCGCAAUGCUUAUGAUUUAUAUGGCUAUCUAGAUGGCUUUACUCCUUAUAAUUUACUGUUGAAUGCUUUGCAAGCUUCUCUUACACCUAAAAUCUCCCACUUGGUCUCUGGCGCUAAAACAUCUGCUGAAGUAUGGACAAAGUUGGCCACCCAAUUUGCCAAACUGUCUCGUUCUCAUAUCAUGAGUUUAAGGCAACGACUCAUCAAACAGCAAGGACAUCGUUCAGUUUUAGAAUAUUUACUUGAUAUUAAGACUGCCGCUAACGAACUAGCACUACUCCACAUGCCGGUCAUAGAUGAGGACCUCAUUCUUUAUGUUCUCAAUGGACUUGCUCUAGAUUUUAAAGAUAUUUCGACUGCUUUUCGAACCCGUGAUAAUUCUGUCUCGUUCGAUGAUCUUCAUGAAUAA
Molecule: messenger RNA, 603 nt
Organism: Ziziphus jujuba (common jujube)
Lineage: Eukaryota; Viridiplantae; Streptophyta; Magnoliopsida; Rosales; Rhamnaceae
Exons: 2
Coding region: 1-603 (200 amino acids)
Source: RefSeq, a predicted model, not a curated record